AUGGAACACGUUGUAUGCGCCAUCCAUGCAAAUAUUGGGCACCUUGCGUGCACAAGUAAUCACGAACAUACAUAUUACAAGUCGAGCUUGAUGUCUAACAUUUUGGCGAAGGGCUCGGCCGAGGCUGCGGCCAGAUGCAGGUUGAAGGAAACGCAGGCGGCUGGCAAUCUUCUGCUGCCGCAGUACGGGUGCGACGAUCGACAUGUUGAACACGAAGUGGGCACUCCUGUGUUUUGUCACAUCGCAAAGGACAGCUCCACCGACACCGCGACUGGGGCGAAGCACUACCCGCAGAAGGCGCGGAGCACACCGCGGAGGAUGGGCGGCAUGUCCGCGUCGCUGGCGCCCCGCAGGGAGCCCGGCCUCGCGCCGCUCGGGCUGCGGCCGGGGCCGCCGCAGGGACCCGCGCUGCCGUCGCUGGCGACUGCCCCGUACGUGCUGGCCCCCGCCUGCCGGUCCGUGGCGACCGCGCGGUGA
Prorocentrum cordatum is the source of this 477-nucleotide messenger RNA. NCBI's taxonomy places the organism in Eukaryota, Dinophyceae, Prorocentrales, Prorocentraceae. The record is from the annotation of a GenBank genome assembly.